This is a messenger RNA of Fonsecaea multimorphosa CBS 102226, 486 nucleotides long. RefSeq lists its product as uncharacterized. The transcript is spliced from 3 exons. Lineage: Eukaryota; Fungi; Ascomycota; Eurotiomycetes; Chaetothyriales; Herpotrichiellaceae. The record is from RefSeq and is a predicted model, not a curated record. Bases 1 to 486 code for a protein of 161 amino acids.
AUGUCUGCACCACCACCGGCUCCAAUCACCACGUUGAAUACGGCCGCAGGUCCAGCACCGAUCCUUGCACCCAAGCCACAAGAUCAGGUCCUCGAUCCGGUCCGGAAGGUGGCUCAGGGCCCCAUGCCCAAGGACAAAACAUUUGGGAGCACUCGAGUCAUGAUUACCGUCAACAAGAAUAUGACCGGCGCCGAAACCACGACAACUGCCUUCUUCAGAAUUGAAAUGCCCUUGGAUCCAACAUCGACCGAUGAUCCCGAGCGCGCAAUGGCGGUCAAAAGCAUCCAAGACAUCACGGAGAGAGUCUUUGAAGACGACGGGUUUGAGGCAGCGGACCUGCUCGCAUUCCUCGAGAAGCUUCUCAUCUUCCAGGAAGACGGAGUGAUGGUCGAGGCUGAUGACACGGAUUGUGAAGAGGAAGAGCAGAGUGGCACCGACACGGACGCCUCUGACGAUUCGUGGGCACGCAAAAUUUGGAUAGGUUGA